AAUCCAGUUUGUCUUGUUCUUCAGCGUGGUGUGUAUGGGAUUGUAUGUAGUGCUUUACUUUCUGGGCUGUGACAACAUUCAGAUGGCUGGAGCUACUCUUCCCUAUUUUAACAGUCCCGAGCUUAAGCCAUUUGAAGUCAACCUGACAGCCGACUGUAACCUAGGAUGUCACUGUUCUCUGAAUGACAUACAGCCUGUCUGUGGUAAGAAUGGUAUCACUUACUUCUCGCCAUGUCAUGCUGGUUGUCGUCCUGAAGUUAGGCCCAGGCACAUUCUUGGUGGUGAGGUUAAGAAUUAUACCAGCUGUGCCUGUAUAAUUACUAAUAAAACCCUUGCCCAACAAGUUAUGGCCAUUCCUCUUGCCACAGCUGGACCUUGUCCACAUGCUUGUGAAGUGAUGAUUCCAUUCAUGGUACUACUCUUCUGUAUGACCCUUGUCGUCUCUAUCACACAGAUGCCUUUACUGAUGGUUACCUUAAGGUAGUGUGUGUGUGUGUUUUAUGUCUUCUAGCUACAAUUAA
Limulus polyphemus (Atlantic horseshoe crab) is the source of this 521-nucleotide messenger RNA. RefSeq names its product solute carrier organic anion transporter family member 5A1-like. The coding region runs from base 35 to 484 and encodes 149 amino acids. The record is from RefSeq and is a predicted model, not a curated record. Gene Ontology annotation, molecular function: protein binding. Lineage: Eukaryota; Metazoa; Arthropoda; Merostomata; Xiphosura; Limulidae. The transcript has 3 exons. Gene Ontology annotation, cellular component: membrane. Gene Ontology annotation, biological process: sodium-independent organic anion transport; transmembrane transport.